Molecule: messenger RNA, 594 nt
Organism: Terrapene triunguis (Three-toed box turtle)
Lineage: Eukaryota; Metazoa; Chordata; Testudines; Emydidae
Gene: GLOD5
Product: glyoxalase domain containing 5
Exons: 4
Coding region: 1-594 (197 amino acids)
Source: RefSeq, a predicted model, not a curated record
AUGAUGUCCUGGCAGGAGAAGCGUGAGGGCCCCCAACCAUGUCUUAUCCAUCGACUGGAUCACCUGGUGCUGACUGUGAAGAGCAUUGAGGACACCGUAGGCUUUUAUUCCAAAGUCCUGGGUAUGGAAGUGGUCACUUUCAAGAGUGAGGACUGUAGGAACUGUCAGCCCAUGGCCCAUCUGACUGAGUGUCCUGUCUCUGACAUAAGUCAGUGGCAGCUGAAUCAGAGGCAGGUACAGAAGACCCUACAGCAGGAAAUAAUGGAAGAACCUGCCUCUAGAGCAGAGGGCAACCGGAAAGCGCUACGUUUCGGGAACCAAAAGUUUAACCUCCACGAGGCUGGGAAGGAGCUUGAACCCAAGGCUCGCAGACCAGUUCCUGGUUCCAUAGACGUCUGCCUGAUCACAGACACCUCGCUAGACCAGCUAGUGGGACACCUGAAGGCCUGUGGUGUGACUAUUGAAGAAGGCCCAGUGCCCAGAACCGGUGCCAUUGGUCCAAUCACAUCCAUCUACUUCCGAGACCCCGAUGAAAACCUGAUUGAGGUUUCCAACUACAGCACUGAUUUGGCUGUCGACAGAGUGAAGCAUUAG